This is a messenger RNA of Hyalella azteca, 1431 nucleotides long. RefSeq names its product extensin. The record is from RefSeq and is a predicted model, not a curated record. The coding region runs from base 1 to 1431 and encodes 476 amino acids. Lineage: Eukaryota; Metazoa; Arthropoda; Malacostraca; Amphipoda; Hyalellidae. The transcript is spliced from 2 exons.
AUGUUGGGGCAUAAACAUUUAUUGGGGCAAGCUCACCNACCCCUUCACCAGCAGCAACCAUCCCUUCACCAGCAGCAACCUCCUCUUCACCAGCAGCAGCAACCGCCCCUCCACCAGCAGCAACCACCUCUUCACCAGCAGCAACCACCCCUCCACCAGCAGCAACCACCUCUUCACCAGCAGCAGCAACCACCCCUCCACCAGCAGCAACCACCCCUUCACCAGCCGCAACCCCACCACCAUCACCACCAAAGCCAGCAAGGUCACUCGAGCUACAACCAAACUCCACCACGGUACCCGCAACCACACCAGCAGCAGUACCACGACGCCCCACCACCUGGCCACCACUACCCACAACCACAGUACAGCCCGCUACCAUCUUCUCUACCACACCACAACCAGGCAUCACCAAAGUCACCACAAAUGAUGACCCAGCACCACCACCACCACCAUAUGCCACCACUCCACCAACCCAUGCAACCACAAGCCCCUCAACCACGGCACCACAUGGCUAGUUCUGUGAUGGGGCAUACAGCACAACCAUCUCAACCACUGCAACAAAUGCAACCAUCUCAGCCCAUGCAACCACAACAACCACCACAACACAUGCAACAACCACAACCAAUGCAACCAUCUCAACCACCACAGCACAUGCAACCAUCACAACCAAUGCAACCAUCUCAACCCAUGCAAACACUGCAACCACCACAACCAAUUCACUCAUCUCAACCUAUGCAACAACAGCAACCAUCUCAACCCAUGCCGCAACCUCAACCUAUGCAGCAGCAACCAAUGCAACCACUACAACCCAUGCAACCACAACCCAUACCGACACAGUUCACACCACCAGCACCACACUACCAAACCCCACAACCACACUCGGUGGUGCACUGUGGUUACCAGGACAACCCUGGUGCUGUUGCACCACAACCACAAUGGCAGCCACCACAACCCACCACCUGCCCUCCAGACCGCCCACUCAACCCACUCAAACGCUACAACCCAACCACUGCUUAUGAAACAACCACACCUAACAUACCUAAUACCGUCACCAACCACACCACUACCACCACACCACCUGCUGCGUCACUACCUGGUGGUGUUAGUGACACCACCACCACCACCGCCACCCAUGCAUCAACCACAACCCAUUCCUCCACAACCACAACCAGCGGUGUUGGUGACAAUAACAAUGAAGUAUUGUCUGAUGAUGAGUCAACCAAUGUCACCACCCAACCCACAACCACGGACACCAUCACCACUACCACCACGGACCCUCCUGAAGAGGACCCCGCCCCCCCAGACCACCAGCCAGAGCCCAGCAGCGCCCCCCCAGACCCCAGCAGCGCCCCCUGCAAGGAGAAGACCCCCAUGUGCCUGGUCAACGAACUAGCGCGCUACAACAAGGUGGGGGCUAGUGGCCGCCACUAG